This is a messenger RNA of Paramecium octaurelia, 1165 nucleotides long. The record is from the annotation of a GenBank genome assembly. NCBI's taxonomy places the organism in Eukaryota, Ciliophora, Oligohymenophorea, Peniculida, Parameciidae.
UAAUAAUGUAAUCUAAAUAAUCAGAAACUAGAUAGAGCUGGUCCUAUCAAGUAAGACUUUUCCAUAAAUUACCCCUAGGAAGACAAACUUUUAUUAGAACUUGUUAAACUUUAUGGUUGUACAUCUUGGAAUCACAUUGCACUUGAACUUCAAUCUCAAGGGAAAAAUCCCCUAAAAGUCCGAUCUCCUGCAGCUUGUAGGGAACGAUAUUAAAACAUUCUUAACCCCAAUUUGAAUAAAAGUAAUUGGACAUUAGAGGAAGAAAAUAAUUUAUUUAACCUUUAACAAUCUUUUGGAAAUUGCUGGGCUAGAAUUGCUUCUCAAAUGCCUGGCCGUUCUGAUUUAUUAUGUAAGAACUAUUUUUAUGCUACUCUAAGAAAAGUCUUACGUCGACUCAGUAAGGCAGUCGGGCUGGAUUAAUGUAAUUGUAUAGUAAUUCUUCUUUAGCAUCAGAUGUAUUAAAAUAGGUCAAGCCCAGUGUCUUAGGAAUAAUUUAUAGCAAGGAAGACUCGUUUAAAAUUUUCAACAUUGAAGACAAGGUGAAAAAAGAAUUUCAAUAACUUAUCAAACAUUAUAGGUUCACAGAAAAAGCAGAACUUCGAUAGCUUUAAGAAUUUGAAUUGAACUAUAUAAAGUCUAUGCUGAAUCAGUUAUUUGUAAUAAAGUAAAGAAUAUUCAAAUAAUAAUUAGUAAUAAUUACGUAACCUAGAAGGAGAGGAAUUUUAGAAGAAAGAAUUCAAAGCAAGAAAACUGUUCUGUUGAAAACAACAGCAAAUCAACCAUUCCAAAUGGCUCAAAUGUUCAAAAUUAAAAAAAUUCUAAACUUGAAUCUAAACUUUUAAACACAACAAACUUCAAACUAGAUUCUCCUGAAGAAUAUAAUCAACCUAAAAUUAGUGACUAAUAAGAUAACCAAUCUAUAUAAGUUUAUGAAAAUCCAAAUCAACCUCAUUCUGAUUUCAUUUUUAUGAAUUAAUCAUAAGUAAAAAAAUCAUUUAGAUAUUAGGGAUCCUUUUAUGCUCCAUAACCUGUUUUUACAUUCUGCGUCUAAUAAAACUUUAUAAGCUGGCCAAUCUAAUCGGUUUAAUCAUAUUAUACCCCUUAAUACCUGCCUUAUCCUUAAUCUCAUCCUUUAAUGAGAUAUGAGUUCGUAUAGAUGAUGUGA